ACUCCGCGUCGUUAGAUGGCGCUGGUGUUACAUGAGUAUCGAUCUCAGCGGCUGAGAAGAAGACAACGUGCCAGUAGUCGCCUUGCGGCUCACAUGUUUACAAGAAACCAGGCGAUGGAUUCUUUAAAGAAAAAUAAAAUAUCUACGAGUCUCCAGCAAGACUCUCAUCCUGACGCCCAAGAAGAGGAAGCUACAGACUUUUGCUCCGGUUUCAAAGACGUCGAUGCUUUUGUCAAAUAUGGAUUGGGUUCAGUAUUGUCAGCCACCAAAGCAUCUGCUGGCUUGCCUCAAGCUGGAGACGAUUUUGAUUUUUAUCGCAGCUUCCCUGGUUUCCGGGAAUUCUGUGGAGUUCAAGGAGAUAAGCUUUUGUUCUGCAUGAGUCAGAUAAUGCAGCAUCACAAUUGCCGAUCUCGUAUGAGAGACCGCCACAAGAUCACUGACCUGGAGGAAAGGUUUGACAUGGUUGUGGACUCCAAUGAUGUCAUCUUAGAGAAAGUGGGGAUUCUUCUGGAUGAGGCUGAUGGUGUGAACAGGAGCCAGCAGCCUGUCAUGCCAGCUGGCUUUCUGCCUCCUAAGAUUGUCGUUUCCAGCUGGAAUCGCAAGGGUUCGAGCUCUGGCAGUCGUGCCGAGACCUUCAGGCUGCUCCAAGCAAAGAAUAUUCCACGGCCGCAACUGAAAUUCAAAGAAAAGGUUGACAACAGCAACACACCGUUUAUUCCCAAGAUCUUCAUCAAGCCCAACGCGCAGAAACCUCUUCCAUCUUAUUUUACCAACAAACAAAUCCGCAAAGAGAGACCAGAAGAUCUUGACAUCCCAGCAGCACUGGCGGACUUCAUUCACCUGCAGAGAACCCAAGAGCAUGUAGAAGACAUGUUUGCACACCCGUACCAAUAUGAACUGGAUCAUCUUACAGUACCUGAAAACCUUCUAUCCAAGCCUGAGCCACAGAUGUACAAGCCAAUAGAAGAGACAAGGUGCUCCUUCGUUGACACACUGUGUGAUCUGGUGGCUUUGAAUGAGAAGCUGAAUGAGGUGUCUGAAUUUGCAGUGGACCUUGAGCACCAUUCCUACAGGAGCUUCCUAGGAAUCACGUGUCUGAUGCAGAUCUCCACCAGAGAGGAGGACUUCAUUAUAGACACCUUGGAGCUCCGCAGUGAGAUGUACAUUCUCAACGAGGCCUUCACCAACCAGUCUAUAGUCAAAGUGUUUCAUGGCGCAGAUUCUGACAUCGAGUGGCUCCAGAGAGACUUUGGCCUGUAUGUGGUCAACCUGUUUGACACGCACCAGGCCAGUCGAGCAUUAAACCUGGCCAGACAUUCACUCGACCACCUGCUCAAGCACUUCUGCUGCGUGGAUUCAGAUAAACGCUAUCAGCUUGCUGACUGGAGGAUCCGGCCCUUACCAGAUGAGAUGUCCCAGUACGCUCGCAGUGACACCCACUAUCUCCUUUACAUCUACGACUGCACAAGGGCACAGCUUUUGGACGUCAACCAUGGCCAGCCUGGUCUGCUGCAGUCUGUCUGGAACAGAAGCAAAGAUGUUUCCCUUAAGAAAUAUGCAAAGCCAAUAUUCACAGAGGAGUCGUAUCUGGAGGUUCAGAGGAAGCAGAAGAAGUCUUUUAACACCCAGCAGCUGACUGCCUUCAGACUGCUGUUUGCCUGGAGGGACAAGCUGGCUCGGCAGGAAGAUGAAAGCACUGGAUAUGUCCUGCCCACUCACAUGAUGAGGAAAAUAUCUGAAGAGUUGCCAAAAGAGCCUCAGGGCAUCAUUGCUUGCUGUAACCCGGUCCCACCACUAGUGAGGCAGCAGGUCAACGAGCUCCAUUUGCUAGUGCAGGAGGCUCGAGAAAUGCCUCUCCUCAAAGCUGAGGUCGCAGUGCAAAAAACAAAAGGACUCUUACCAAUCAAAAAGCCUGAGGUUAGGUUAUUUGGUCCACAUGAUACAUCUCGGGUCCCUGAGAGCAAUAUCAGUCACAUCGCUACUGAUGAACUGCCUGUUAAACAAGGAGUGCUCUUCUGUGAUGACCACAAAUCUGAUGCAGAUCUUCUGGAAAUAAGCAGUCUUAUGUCAUCUGCCAAAAUCUCAUUGUUUGAGGAGCCUGAAAGGAAUGAAUGCCAAGAUUCUCUCUCUGUGGCUCAAAAGAAAGCCAGGCAAAUCAUUGAGUCUUUUGAAAACCCUUUCAGGAUGUACCUGCCUUCUAAUGAUGUCCAUAUCAGUGAGAAUGCAAAGUCUGACCCUUCUUCAAAGAUUUUCGAGAUCAGUAGAAGAUGGAAACUGCAGAGUAUGGAACAGCAGCAGCAAGACCUGGAGUCAAAGAUGAAAGCCAAGAAGAAAGCACAGGAAAAAGCAAAGAAAGCAAGAGAGGAAAGAAAUAAGGCUCAGGAAAGCUACGAAGAGUCCCUGAAGAAUGUGCCCACAGUGCGUCAGCAGGCAGCCGAAUGUGCAAAAAUGGAAGGAAAGAAGCGCGAGAGGGCCCCGAGUGAGGCUGGAGAUUCGACUUCUAUACAGAAUAAGAAACUAAAAACUGCACAGAAGACCAAAAAGCCAGAACCUAUUCCUCAAGACACAUUUGAACCCUUUGACUACAGUCAGUCAGACCUCAAAGUCUUUUCUGGUACUAAGGCAAAGGACAACGCACAGUUUGAUCCCAACAGACAAAGCCGCGACUUUAAGAAAAAGAAAUUUGCAGGUGGGAAAAAAAAUAAUGCUGGUGCUGGGAAAAGUAUGUCAUACAUUGCUGGAAGAUCUGACAGAGGAUUUCGCCACAACUGGCCCAAAAGAUAGACCAGCCUGAGAGCAUUUUUUGAUAUAGGUUGAACUCCUUCUUUUCCACCCUUGACCUAAAUGUUUCAUAAAUGUAACCCCCCCCACUCCCCCAAAUUGUGGAAUUGCUUACCCUGUAUUUGUAUUAAAAAUGUAAAGUUUUGUUUUAAUUGA
Molecule: messenger RNA, 2937 nt
Organism: Doryrhamphus excisus (bluestripe pipefish)
Lineage: Eukaryota; Metazoa; Chordata; Actinopteri; Syngnathiformes; Syngnathidae
Gene: exosc10
Product: exosome component 10
Biological process (GO): nuclear polyadenylation-dependent antisense transcript catabolic process; nuclear polyadenylation-dependent rRNA catabolic process; nuclear polyadenylation-dependent snoRNA catabolic process
Cellular component (GO): nuclear exosome (RNase complex); nucleolus
Molecular function (GO): 3'-5'-RNA exonuclease activity; single-stranded RNA binding; nucleotide binding
Source: RefSeq, a predicted model, not a curated record